AUGCCCUUCAGCUACAGGGAUCUCAUCUGUGGCGGCAAGACCUUCUGCUGCUGCCUCCCAGUGCGAUUCGGCGUUAUAUCCAUGUCUGUUCUGGGUAUACUAGUAGCUGGACUACUUUCGAUUGUCCUAUGGUUUGAAGUGUCCGUCACCCUGAACAUGACAACUGGGGAGCGUGCAGCUUUCAUUAUAGCAGCCCUGCUCGAAACAAUUCUAUUCGCCGCAUCGAUACUCGGAUUUGUCGGCGCUAUCGUCCGCAAGCAAUCCUUCUUGCAAAUCUACGCUUACAUCCUCUAUGGGCACUUCCUCGCCAACCUAGGUGCCGCAGCCUACCUCUUCUUUUCGAUCGUCUCCUUCCAGAAAAACGUCAACGAAGCAGCUUGCGAAAAUACCAUCCAAGAUCCUACUUCCAAAGACCAAUGUAAAGGCCUGCUUCGCAUAACCGCAACCGUCUAUAUCGUAAUCGCCAGCGUGGUCUUGUUCAUCGAACUCUACGGCGCCAUAAUCGCUACCCGUUAUCUCAACCUGGUCAAACGCGAGAAGCAGCUGAAUCGAGAGUUUAGAGAGAACAUGGACACAGCGUUCCUCCUCAAGACGCGCAGUUUCCCUUAUCAGCCCGUGCACAAUCCAGGACAGGGCGGAGGCCCGGAGUUCAAUCCAUACGCCGAGAUUGACGUUGAAGAAUCAUCUUUACACACUAGGGACCAUUCAGUUCUUACACGGCAACCUAGCGACAUCGAUCCAACCCGGCCACCGGUGCCCAUCGAGGAGGGAUAUGGAGGAGGAUCGUGGACGCUCUCCGAUAUCUCGCAGGAGGAGAAGGCGCGCUUGAAACGGCAGCAGGGUCCGUCUACGAGCAGUGGGGUGGAGGAUUUGACCGAGGAGGAGAAAACUCGGCGGAGGGAGGAACAUAAAUCCAUCCAUGGGCCAGUGGGCGUUCCACAGUAUGAAGUGGACACCCUCCCUGCGUACACAACCACCGCCGACGACCCUGCGGUUCAGUUUCCACAACCUGGUGCACCACCAGAUCCUUCUUUGUUGAGAUAG
Messenger RNA from Coprinopsis cinerea okayama7#130, 1044 nucleotides. RefSeq lists its product as hypothetical. The record is from RefSeq and is a predicted model, not a curated record. Lineage: Eukaryota; Fungi; Basidiomycota; Agaricomycetes; Agaricales; Psathyrellaceae. The transcript is spliced from 4 exons. The coding region runs from base 1 to 1044 and encodes 347 amino acids.